Molecule: messenger RNA, 1667 nt
Organism: Drosophila hydei
Lineage: Eukaryota; Metazoa; Arthropoda; Insecta; Diptera; Drosophilidae
Exons: 1
Coding region: 154-1563 (469 amino acids)
Source: RefSeq, a predicted model, not a curated record
UCAGUUGGAGUACAAAGUUCUUAGGCACUUAAUGAUAAAAAACUGUUUUCUUGCUUUUUUUGAAUAUCAUAUAAUCAAGUGAUCCGCGGAUACAAAAUCAAAAUUACAUUAUUCGUCACCUGCUCAUCAAAAAUUUCGCCUUUUCGCCUUGCAAUGGAACGUCGUUGUAUAAUUUGUGGACAAACGCCAACAUCUAACUUCACCUAUCCACAUGAUUUGCAACAAGCGAUGAAAUGGCAAAAUAUGCUUGCUACCUUUGUGCCAAUAGAGAUUUUGAUGCAUAGAUGUUGUAUUUGCAACAAGCAUGUUAAUCGGAAGAAAGAGACUGUUAUAGAAACUGCUAAUCAGGAGGAACGUGCUGUGACUUUUACCGAUGCUAAUGACGUAUGUUACUUUAGAGAUCAAAGGCCAAAAAAUCAGCUCUACAAUACAGAAAUAGACAAUGUUUUUAAGUCACAAGUUUAUUAUCAAAACAAUAAUGAGUCAGUGAGAUCGACUUCUGGUAGCGACUUAAACUUUCGGUCAAAAAAACAUCUUACACACAGAAAUUCAAAUUCAAAUUUAAACUCUUAUAAAAAAGAAAAAGGAACCUUAAGUAAGAAAACUGCUAAACCAGCGUCAAGUAAUUAUGGAUGCUCUUCUUCAACGACUGCUGCAAACAAUAGGGCAAUGCAAAAGACUAAUCAUGGAGAGAACUGCGCUGUAAAUUCAUACCCUGUCUUUGCAGUAAAGCGGUCUUGCAAGCAGGUAUGCCAACAGCAAAAACAGCAUCAACAUCACCAACAACAACAGCAAAAUUGUUAUGGGCAGAGGAACAACUCGAUCCAAAACUUAAGCAAACCAAAGUCAGUCGAGAAAUGUUUUGUAUGCAAUCGUGGUUCCAGGAAUCAAUGCUGUGAAAAUGCGAGUCAAAUUAAUGCGGGCAAUAUAAAUAUGGGCAGUUCAAUGUGCAAGCCGUGUUCUUUGAUGGAAACUGGACGACGGCCACCGGUUAAUGUUUUAAUAAUGGGUGGCUCUAUGGUGCCCUCGUAUUACAAUAAUAAGGAUCUACGCAAACGGUCCUCCGAUAUUUCGCAAAUUUGUGUGCUCGAGUCGGACAUGACACGCGAGAGAGCAUUCUUUCCAGACAUCGAUGAGCCAAAUUAUUCAGUUUGUCGCCAACCUGCAGAAAAAGAUAAAAGUGGAGAGACAGAUACAACAGACGUUCUAUUGGUGGGCACAGUUCCCGAGAAGAAAUGUCCGUGUGUUAAGGCAGCUUCAAGUUCAGGUUCAACCAAAAAAUCUCCUUCACCAAAUCAUCCUCAGCAGCCAGAGAAACGGCCUUCAGUAUCAAAUAAUAAAAUAGGGGUAACACCGUUGGAUGAGCUCGAAUCGCUGUUGAGCCAGCAACAGCAGCUCCAAAAGUCAAUUCAGGCCAAAUUGAACGAAUUGCAGGCCAAGACUAACAUCGAAAAGGAGCGAGUAAAUGCGGGCAACGCAGAAUUCACUUGGCCGCCCUUCGAGAAGGUGUCACCAAAAGUACGAGUUCUUCAGUCAAUGGCCAAAUACAGCGCAAACUAUUAAGGUGGAGCAACAAAUAAUGGAUACUUGAUACCCCAUUGCCAAUAAUCGAGUAUCCCAUAUAUAUAGACAUAUACAAAACAAUUGAAACAAUAUGAAAAUCUGAC